AUGACAAGAGGUGCAAAAAUGGGCACGUGUCUUUUACAUAACAUUGGUUUAGCGCUUGGUGCGCAACUUAUCGGCAUGUUCGAAGGAAAAGGUACCGGUUUGCAAUGGUCAAUGUUCAAUGAACCAGUAUCAGUUGAUGAUAACUUCACUAUGGCACACGUCAUUAUCAUGUUUUAUGUCGAUGCCUUGAUUUACCUUGUGCUUGCUUUGUAUAUUGAAAACAUUUGGCCAGGUCAAUAUGGAAUACCAAAGAGUAUCUUCUAUCCGUUUACACUAAGCUAUUGGCGAGGAUACACAAAAGCAAAUGUUCCUGUUACAAAUGAUGAAUCUGUUAAUCAAGUUGCAGAUGAAUCGGUAAAUCCUGAUGCGUUUGAAACUGAGCCUACGGAUAAAGAAUUGGGUGUUCAACUUAAUCAUGUUUCUAAAACGUAUUCAUUUCUUGUACAAAGACGUC
Messenger RNA from Adineta ricciae, 454 nucleotides. NCBI's taxonomy places the organism in Eukaryota, Metazoa, Rotifera, Eurotatoria, Adinetida, Adinetidae. The record is from the annotation of a GenBank genome assembly.